Asterias rubens (European starfish) is the source of this 3666-nucleotide messenger RNA. RefSeq lists its product as uncharacterized. Bases 348 to 1394 code for a protein of 348 amino acids. The record is from RefSeq and is a predicted model, not a curated record. The transcript has 5 exons. NCBI's taxonomy places the organism in Eukaryota, Metazoa, Echinodermata, Asteroidea, Forcipulatida, Asteriidae.
UCAAAAUUAAAACAAGCAAUAGUAUGAGGUAUGAUUAGGUACACAAUACUUCAAAAAAUAAAUAAGCAGUAAGAACCAUCUCUUUGAUCAAUGAAGAGAUGUAACUAUAGAUAAGUGUCUCGCUAAAGGACACGGUGUCAUGACGAGGAGUCAAACCCACACCCUGAUGACUCGGCCACCAGAACAUUGUACAACAUAAAGGAACAUUCUGUAAGCAGAAAUAUCUCUUUACAGGCUUCAUGGUAGAAAACGGUUUAUAUUUACCAGUGCUGUAAUGAGCGAUUGCACCACGUGAUGAAGUUAAGCAAUAAACCAGUCAGGCGUGACCGGGGCGUGCACCAAGCACCAUGCAAGCCCUGGCCACGCCAGUCCUAUUCAUGAAACCACAGUGUGCUUGUGUGCUCCUCUCAACCCCCAGGCUUCAGCGGUGCGACUCACCUAUUCGUUGUAGCGAUGUCUUGAGUGGUGAGGUUUCUGCUUCAAGCUGUCUUGGUCACAGUUGGUGGUCACAGUUGUUGGACCAUUGUGUUGUGGGCGGCAGACUUGAAGCAUGGACGGCAGACUUGAAGCGUGGAUGGUGGAAUGAGGAGCUGUGUAGAUAUUGGUUGGUUUUGGAUUCAUGCAAGAACGAGACCCUUUUUCCAUGUUUGAAUGACGGCAAGUGUGUCUUGGACAAGUGUGUGUGUCAGUCAGGCUUUUCUGGAAGUACAUGUUCAAAUUCAAGUGGGCCUACAAAUGUGGUUGUUCUUUUGCUUAUUGGUAUACUUCCUCUGAUUACUUGGACUAUUGUAUGCUGCUAUGGCUGUAGUAAUUUGAGAAAGACUAAGGCAAGACGUCGACUACGGCAGCUUCAAGUUGAAAACCAAGCUGGAUUGCGGGACUUAGCUGAUGGCAUCCCUUUACACGAUGAUCCACCUUGCUAUGACCAAGCUGUAUACUCCAAUCCAAUCACCAUCUCUGGAUUAGAUGAGAACACCGACUGGACAUUACAGGGUGAAGACACCCUCAUACCUCCUCCACACUAUGAUGAUCUUAAGUUCAUACAUAAACAUCUGAUGGAUCUUGGUGAUGGGGUUCAUGUGGAAGACGGAAGCUCCUCGUCCCAACAAGGAAGUGAGGUUAUCCAAGAUGCUGACACUAUUGAUGAGACGAUGUUGUUAGAGUCUGCAUCACAUUCAUCCUUUCUCGUAUCCACCGAUCCAUCACAGCCAAACAUAUCCACUGAUUCAUCACAGCCAAACAUAACGUCUGACGCCCCGUCAUUAAUAAACAAACAAGAGGUUGCACCUUCACAGCUUAGCCAGAUCUCUGGCAUUGAGGGGGAAGAGAUGGAUGAAAAAGAAGAAGGGAAUGAUACAAUUAAUGAUGAUGGGACAGAAGACAUUGAUGAAUGAUGAAACAAACCGUCUCUCCAUUCAAGAUGUCAAUGUGAGUGCAACAGAUGCUGCCACAGUAAAUCAGUCUGCUAUAAAUAUCAAGAGCACUACUAUCAACGCAACGAAGAUGAUCCAGGUUAAAGUAAACACACCUGUGGUGUACACCAUGCAUCUUUCUAAUAGUUAUGCAGCAUAAAACACCUGUUUUGUAUACCAUGCCCCUGUAAUUUCUGUGCUUAAUACACAACCAAACAACAUAAUUGCAGUUGUAAAUAUAGUGCUUCACAUGCUGACCAAGACUAAUUUCCAUGCAUUGCAUUUCACAUCUCUGUAGACUCUGGUUCAAAUCCAACUUUUGAUUGUGCAUUGCAUUUCACAUCUCUGUAGACUCUGGUUCAAACCCAACUUUGGAUUGUGCAUUGCAUUUCACAUCUCUGUAGACUCUGGUUCAAACCCAACUUUGGAGUGUGCAUUGCAUUUCACAUCUCUGUAGACUCUGGUUCAAAUCCAACUUUGGAUUGUGCAUUGCAUUUCACAUCUCUGUAGACUCUGGUUCAAACCCAACUUUGGAUUGUGCGUUGCAUUUGGUUGGGGGUGUUUUGAGCUCCUAUUGACUCAUGGUUUUCCCUAGUUGAAGUUUUCCUCUUACAUCUUAAACUGUAAAGAUUGCUUCAAGCUUCCUGCACAGGUAUUUUGAGGCCUUUAAAGUUUCUUUUUUUCCCGAUUACUAUUAUAAUGUAAUAUUUAUAGUAAAAGUUUAGCUGCCUUGCAUUCACCCUAAAUGGUAAGGAUAUUUUUUUUACCCAGCUGUAUCCAUCGAAGUUUAAUACAUCCAUGGUUUAAUGAUAAUCUAAGUGUCAGCAAAUCAAAUGAAUGUAUUUUUGUAUUGAUACACCAAUGUGUAACCAUUCGAUUGCCAUAUUGCCUAAUUAGGCAAUUAUAUUCAGCAUUUUAUUGCUUUGUUUGCUCACAAUAUAUCAACCCAUUAUGAGUACAGAUUUAUUUAAGAAUAUUCUGCGAUGAUAUUUUACUCCUAGACACUUAGGCAUGGGAAAAUAGGGCGGAAAUGUAAGAUGUCUCUCAUGCAUCAUCAAGGAAAACACUUUCAAUGUUUGAUUCACCAUGGUGCUAGUCCAAUAGUGUUCUUCCAGUUAUUAUAACCAAAUGAAUUCAGAUAGCCGGGUAAGUCGGGCUAUACUCUGUUUCUCAAAUGGAACUAGCACUACGAAGCCAAUGUAUUCAACUCCUGAUUAGAACACUACAUUCAUUGCUGUUUUAGUUUUUUGAAUUAGAAGUAUCGCAUGGAAAUUAUAGGAAACAGAUCAGUAGAAACAAAUUAAUUUGCAAAGACACAUAUGGAAAUGGGCAAGUAAACCAAUAUAAAAAGUUAAUUGAUUAUUUUUUGUUUGAAGGAAGUAUCCAAUUCUGGUGGGCCUUUAGAGUUGCAAUACUGUACUCUAGAAACAUCCGGAUGAGAACUGAUCAGGAUCCAAUUCCAUGGAGUCUGACCACUUUCUGGGUCAAUAUGACUUGGAAUAUUUGUCAUUUAGUGAAAAUGACUCCAACUUAUACACAGAAUUAAAGUUCAAUUUUGUCCUUAUUUCAUUUAGAUGUGUUUCCCCAGGCCAGUGCUUUAUAAUUUGUUCCAAGCCCUUCCAGGCCCCCUGGACCUGAAUCUGGUUCCAUUUUGACCCAGAUGUGCUAAGAAUACACUCAUCAUAUUUUAAAGUGAUGCUUAAUACAAUGUCAAAUACAGUUGGUUUUCUCUUCAAAUUAAAGGUGAAAGUAAGAGUUAUCAACAUGACUGAAUUGAAUUGUAGUGUAUUGCGAAGUAGCGUGCCCAAACAUUUUUGGUUGUUGCAUAAAUCCGUAUCCUCGUCAAAUCUGUUCCAGACUCUUGACUAAGAAAUGUCCAAUCUUUCCCACCAUAACAAGUUUUAACUACAGCUGGAACUGUCGUACAGACUGCAUUUUCAAACUAACAACAGGUUGUUUAUACAUGUAUUACUUUAUUUAACCAAUUUAAUCAAGUUAAUUCAACAUAUUUUUUUACUUCAUUUAAACAUGCAAUAAUUUACACUAACCUGAAUUAAUUACGUCUUUUAAAAAGAUACUUAUCGCAGGUUCUAUCACAUGGUGUUUAAAAUGGAAAUUUGUGAUUGUUACUGCGUAAAUAAUGAAAGGAAAUAAAUAAAUUAUUUUUUGAAAUUUUAUCAUAAAAUAGGGUUUGUGAGAAUUUAUGAAUGCAGAUUAUAUAAUAAAAUAGAGUUUGUGAUAAUUUAUGAAACAC